Molecule: messenger RNA, 3273 nt
Organism: Oncorhynchus masou masou (cherry salmon)
Lineage: Eukaryota; Metazoa; Chordata; Actinopteri; Salmoniformes; Salmonidae
Product: interferon-inducible double-stranded RNA-dependent protein kinase activator A homolog
Exons: 8
Coding region: 95-1021 (308 amino acids)
Biological process (GO): regulation of regulatory ncRNA processing; siRNA processing
Cellular component (GO): RISC-loading complex; RISC complex; nucleus
Molecular function (GO): double-stranded RNA binding; siRNA binding
Source: RefSeq, a predicted model, not a curated record
AUUUUGAAGAUUUCUGAAAUUCCGUGACCCGGAAGUUGCCGACGAGAUUUUGAUCAAUAUUCCCAACAGUUUUAUUAAGUAGAUAUUGUUAGCCAUGUCUCAAGACGGAUUUCAACCUACACUUAUAAGGACCACGCACACUAACAACACGAGCUCGAGUAUUCAACAACCACAGGCACCGUGCCCUCGUAAAACACCCAUACAAGUUCUACAUGAAUAUGGAACAAAAAUUGGUAACCUUCCCGUGUACGUGAUGGAAAAGGCCGAAGGGGAGGCGCACCAACCCAGCUUCAUCUUCAACGUUACAAUAGGAGAUAUGUCCUGCACAGGUCAAGGAGCCAGUAAAAAAGCCGCCAAACACAAAGCCGCUGAGUCUGCCCUGAACCUUCUGGAAAUAGACCCCGGAACACCCCUUCACAUAAAGAAGGAGAGUAAUGGCAACCCAGCAAAGCCCAACGACCAACCCAACUCAGUGGGGAAACUGCAGGAGCUGGCCCUGCAGCACGGAUGGCGCCUCCCUGAAUAUACCGUUUUCACAGAGGCAGGCCCACCUCACAAGAGAGAGUUCACUGUUACCUGCAGAAUGGAGUUGCUCACAGAGACUGCGACGGGAAAUUCCAAGAAGGUGGCUAAAAAGGCAUGUGCUGAGAAGAUGUUAGCAAAACUUCUAAAUGUGUCUGGUUGUCCUGAAAUCACAUGGAUCCCAAAGCCCGGUGUCCGAUUGGAGAACUUGCGUAACUCCUCGGCAGAGAAGAUGUCUCUCCUAAGAAGGAACCCACUCAGUAUACCCAACACAGACUACAUCCAGAUGAUGCUGGAGCUGUCCCAAGAGCAGGGCUUUGAAGUCACAUACUUUGACAUUGAUGAGCUGACCGUGAACGGGCAGUACCAGUGCUUGGCAGAGCUGUCCACCUCACCCAUCGCCGUAUGUCACGGCACAGGCAUCUCCUGCGGCAACGCACAUAACGACGCCGCACACAACGCUCUUCAGUACAUCAAGAUCAUGGCUUCCAUCAAAUGAGCGAUUGUAGUAAACGACACAGAUGUUUUUUUUUUUAAGGAAAAACAUAUUUAACCUCAACUGAAAGGUGUUGCUAUCCUCCAUCUACCACUGUUUUCACUCCUUACCCCAGUGUUCACUUGGGUGUGGAAUUGGUGAAUAUUGAUGGCAGUAUCAAUAGAAAUCAUGCCAUUCAGACAAAUCUACCUAGUUUGUGUUUUUUUACAGUGACAGUUCAUCACCUUGUGGUGUCUGUCAGCCAUUUUAAAAUAGUUUAAGAAAAAGAUCAGCGGUACACAGUGAAAGCUAAUCCUGUGGAGUUUAUGUACUGUGGAAGGACAAGGGAAUAGAAUGGACACAAGUCUUGAAAUGUUGAGAACAGUCUCCAUCCUAUCCCAUUGUUGACAUGUUGAGAACAGUCUCCACCCUAUCCCAUUGUUGACAUGUUGAGAACAGUCUCCAUCCUAUCCCAUUGUUGACAUGUUGAGAACAGUCUCCAUCCUAUCCCAUUGUUGACAUGUUGAGAACAGUCUCCACCCUAUCCCAUUGUUGACAUGUUGAGAAGUCUCCACCCUAUCCCAUUGUUGACAUGUUGAGAACAGUCUCCAUCCUAUCCCAUUGUUGACAUGUUGAGAACAGUCUCCAUCCUAUCCCAUAGUUGACAUGUUGAGAACAGUCUCCAUCCUAUCCCAUUGUUGACAUGUUGAGAACAGUCUCCACCCUAUCCCAUAGUUGACAUGUUGAGAACAGUCUCCAUCCUAUCCCAUUGUUGACAUGUUGAGAACAGUCUCCACCCUAUCCCAUUGUUGACAUGUUGAGAACAGUCUCCAUCCUAUCCCAUUGUUGACAUGUUGAGAACAGUCUCCAUCCUAUCCCAUUGUUGACAUGUUGAGAACAGUCUCCAUCCUAUCCCAUUGUUGUUGUUUUUCUAUACAUGCAAUAGUGUAUUGAAUGAUAAAUGUAAAACUAUUUGCACUGAACAAAAUUAAUGAGAACUCGUUUUGCCUCGUUUACUCAUAAGCCUAUGAUGAAACGCUAACGUAAAUCUGACCCUCAUUUUUCACAUAGGGAUAUUUUCUAAAUGAAGCAGAUAAAUUAAGUAGGAACAAACUAAAUAUUCAUUACACAUUGGUAUUUUGUUUGAUGUAAUUGGUUAUUAUUCCUCUUUGCCAAGUCAAUAUUCAAUUACAUUACUGUGAAACACUUUUCCAUAGUGUAUAUUAAUAGCAUAGUCUAUCAUAACUUUUAGUUUGAUUUUAAAGUUUGAGCUUUGGUUAACACCAUUAUAUUAGUUUAUUUUUUAUUGUAUUUGAUUCUGUCAAACAGGACUCUUGUUUUGUGUAACUACCACAUGUCUUAACAGAGAACAAGACCAACAGCAGGUUUUAGUUUAGUGUCAAAACAAAAACAACUGCUCAAUUGGGCUCCGGAGUGGCACAGCGGUCGAAGGCACUGCAUCUCAGUGCUAGAGGCGUCACUACAGACCCUGGUUCGAUUCCAGGCUGUAUUACAACCGGCUGUGAUUGGGAGUCCCAUAGAGCGGCGCCCGGGUUAGUUUGGCCGAGGUAGGCCAUCAUUGUAAAUAAGAAUGUGUUCUUAACUGACUUGCCUAGUUAAAUAAAAAUACAAAUUAAUUAGAAAAUGUAACAUUUGGCUUGUUUAGGUUGAAUUGUGCUUACAUCAUGAGAUUAUAUAAAUCUACAUGUCUAGACUAUGAAAAUAUGUAUUUCUUUUUGUAAAAUGUAUAUUUAAUUUAAUGGUAGCAAGAUUGCAUACUCGGAAACAUCGGGACAACUCCUGUCUUAGACUUCAAGGCCGCCAUUUUGUUGUCUUCGCUCUACAAAGAGACAAUAAUUGGAAUCUUUGUAGCUUUGAUGUUGAUAUCUAAGAUUGUUGUGAUUGGUGAUGUCAUCUUCUCAGUCUACCUGUAAUGUAGCCUAGUUAUGUCAGGUGAGUAUGAAGUCAUUUUGCUGUGUGUGUGUGUGUGUUUUGAAGGCUUUGAGUUUGUGUUUGUGCUGGUUGAAAUGCUAUGCUAAUGACGGGAUGAUAUUUACUACCGGAUUCCACCUUGUCCUGAGUUUGUCACAAAGCCUAGAUUGGGUGGUUUAAUCGCAUUUUGGUUUCCUUUAACAAGGGGUGUAUUGUAUGUAGUGUUUUUGGUAGACUCAACCCAAACGUGUGCUGUGUACCUGACCACAUUAAUACACAACUAUUACAUGUGAAGUGGGACAGACAUGUUAAAUAAAUCUACUUGACAUUGAUGUCAUUCUAAA